CCAACAAAAUAUCCACCGUGACAACGAAGAGAGAGAGUGAGUGAGAGAGAGAUGAGUGAGAGAGAAGUGCCUAGGAGAGAGAGUCCAUGGGGAAGGCCCGAAGGAGACACUCGUCAGCCGAAAGCUCACCGAUGCAACGAUCGUGUUGAAGAUGUUGUUCAAGCAUGCUUUGAAGGUAACCCUUUUAAGACGGUACCUGGCCCGUUCAAGCUUUUCUGGCAAUGCAUGCAGUCCAACCCCGGGGAAGAACCAACUGAACCAUUCUACUAUUUACAAUUGCCACCCCCCACUAGAGAAGUGAAACUCGAGUAACAAUCUUAAAA
Helianthus annuus (common sunflower) is the source of this 323-nucleotide messenger RNA. RefSeq lists its product as uncharacterized. The record is from RefSeq and is a predicted model, not a curated record. The transcript is spliced from 4 exons. Lineage: Eukaryota; Viridiplantae; Streptophyta; Magnoliopsida; Asterales; Asteraceae. The coding region runs from base 52 to 312 and encodes 86 amino acids.